Homo sapiens (human) is the source of this 11371-nucleotide messenger RNA. RefSeq names its product Wnt family member 5A (gene WNT5A). Bases 5897 to 6994 code for a protein of 365 amino acids. Gene Ontology annotation, biological process: negative regulation of melanin biosynthetic process; chemorepulsion of dopaminergic neuron axon; negative regulation of canonical Wnt signaling pathway. Gene Ontology annotation, cellular component: cell surface; glutamatergic synapse; extracellular region. The record is from RefSeq and is a predicted model, not a curated record. The transcript has 8 exons. NCBI's taxonomy places the organism in Eukaryota, Metazoa, Chordata, Mammalia, Primates, Hominidae. Gene Ontology annotation, molecular function: protein domain specific binding; cytokine activity; chemoattractant activity involved in axon guidance.
GCACUUCUCCCUGCUGCCACCUUGUGAAGAAAGUGCCUUGCUUCCCCUUUGCCUACCACCAUGAUAGUAAGUUUCCUGAGGCCUCCUGAGCCAUGCUGAACUACCAAUUUUCUUUGCGUAUGCCCUUGGAGUUAUUAGCUCAAAGAAUAGAUUUCUCUUGGCCCACCUGGAAGCCUUCUCUUUUCCUAACUGAUGACUUUGGAUUAUACAACUUUACCUACUGUUAAAAGUACACAGAUGAAAAGAGUAAAGGGUAUUUGACUGACGAGUGAACAUGAGCUCAAAGCCCGACAAGAUAUUCUGCCUCAAGAGAAGAUCAAAACUCCUGUAACCUCUGUGAGGCUAUCCAAAUCCCAGCAGGGAACAGGUAUCUUCCAUUUAACUCUAAACCUGACUUUGCCUUUUUUACUUAAACAUUAAUUUUCCUAAAACAACCAAGCAUUUUUGUAUUGUCAGAGCUCUUUCAACUGCAAGGGAUAAACCUUGAUUUCACUAAAUAGAGAAAGAAGACAAGGAGGAUAAUGGCCUUAGGCACAAUUGGACCCGAGGGCUCUAACGAGGUCAGAAGACCAGUGUCUCAUUUUUCUUGGCAUUGCUGGGCUUUGUUUACUUCUAGACUGCCUUCAUUUUCAGUGUUGCUUUUGUUAUAUGAUGCCCCCCAACCCUUACCCAGAAACUCCACAUUUAGAGCCAAACAGGUUAAAAAUUUCAAAGGAAAGUUGGCUCCCCUAUGUCUCUAUUGGGGAAAAAAAAAAUCCUGAGACUAUCUCUGUUAAUCUAGUCUGUGUCACGUGACUCUUCUGAUGGGCCCGACCUGAGUCACAUGCCCCUACCUUAAGUCAGGGGGUGGAGCUAGCCCCACCAAAUCAUCUGUCCUGGAAGGAGAGUAUAGGUGAGUCCUCAGAGGAGAGUCAAAGGUGCUCUUAACAGCAGAAGAAAGAAUUGAUGCUGGACAGGUGUUCCGACUAGGUGCUCUGUCUCCGUAGCUGUCAUAAUCCUUUGUCUUCUUUCUUCAGUAGUGUGUCUGCUUUUCCUCUAUGCCUCGUGUCUCCCACGUACCUCAUUGUGUAGCAUUAAUCAGUGUUACUCUCAUCAUCCUUAUUGUACAGGCCUGGAUACUCUGCUUUAUUGUGAGUCCUUGAGAGCGGGAGCCGCGGCUCAUUUAGUUCACCAUCCCCACUGAUUAGCAUAAUUCCUGGCACAUACAUAGUAGAUAAUCUAAUGAGUUUUCCAAAAAGGAAGAAAUUGAUGAUCCCCCUGGAAAUCAAGUCCCUGAAUGGGUGACACCGUUCAAAGGUAUGAACAUGGUCUUAAGGCUCAAGUGAAAACUCCAUGAUGAACAGUGACGGCUGUCACAUAAGGAAGAUGCCUGGAAGCAAACUGAAGAAUGUGCCAUUAUGAGUCUGCACUGCUGGGUUCAAAACAAAACAAGUAGAAAGAAGCCACCUAAUUUUGGCCUUGUCAACCCUUCAUGAGAUGUAUGACAACAGGCAAAUGGAUACAAUUUUGACUUAAACAUGAAUACAGUAAUUUGAAAUCCUGCCAGGAUUUCAUUUUAACCUCUGUAGAUGACAAGUAGAGGACAAAUGUAAUUCUCUCUCACUGCUCUUCUGGAAGAAUUGUCUUGGCACCUUUCUUUCUUCCUAAUUCCCUUCUCCAUCCUUUUCUUCCAUCCUUCCCACCUCUCUUGGCUCUUCCCUUCUAUCUCUCUCCAUCUCUCCUCAUAUUUUUCUACUGCUCCCCUCUGCUUUUGCCCUUUGCAGGAAUCACGGCUUUUGAUUUACAGGGCUCAUUUAAAUUCUGCCUAUGUGACCUUGGGCAAGUUGCUUCAUCUUUUGGAGCUUACUCUCCUCAUCUGUAACACUGGAAUAUUAAUAUGCAUUACUAAUAUUCCAGUCAGGCUCAAUGAUAUUAUGUAUGUAAAAUGCUCAGCACAGACUAGAGGGAGUGCAUUUGAAGAGAAGUAGAAGAAAAUUGUAUUUGCUGUGGGGUAGUGGGGAUUGUAAACAAGAGACUGUGUUAGUUCUAAGUUCUCCCUGUCUCAAACCAGCCAGAGUCCAAAGUGCCUCAUCUGUUGGAUGACAGUGCUUGGAAGCCCUGCCAAUGAAAUGGCCACUGCAGAGUGUUUGUCUCCUAAUGGUAAAGUGUGGUGAUUAAGUCCCUUACAUUUAAAGUCAGAUUACCAGGGUUCAAACUUUUGCUCAGCAGUGGCAUGGCCACAGGUAAGAUCAUUCCUUCAUUCACUUAUUUAGAACACGUUCUCUGUGUGAGUCAGUAGGGGUUUGUGUCACAACUAUGAACAAGGCCAACCAGGUCUUGCCCUCCUGGAGCUUAUUUUCUAUUGAGAGAAAACAAGACAGACAAGUAAACAAAUAUACUUGUAAAUAAAAUAAUUUUAGAUCAGGAUAAGACAAUCAGACAAAGCAAGGGAGUAGAGAAUCAUGGGGAAAAGACAGCAGCUUCUUUGAGACUGAUGUGUACAAUGAGGAGGUGACUUCAAGGGAGUGAGGGUGACUGGUCAGAAGGGACAGCGUUGCAGGCAGAGGGAAGAAUAAGUACAAAGGAUGCAUGUGGAUGAAGCUAUCCUGAAGUCCAGGUUAACUUGUUUCGAUUUUAUCUGAUAAACUCUGGGGAGCCUCUGAAGGGCUUUAAGCAGAGAUGUGACAUGACCUGAGCAGCACUGGGGAGAGACAGCCCUCAGGCCCUCAUUCAUUCCUUUGGGGAUAACAAGCUCUUUCCAGAGAGAAGGGAAUUCCCAGGGCACUGCCCAAUACAAGGUAAGAAUUCAAGGUAAAUUGCUGAGUAUGGAUGGUGUCGUUCUUGAUGGUGGCGGGGCAAAAGCAGAGACGUCAAAGCCAGCCAGUUAAUGAAAUAAGAACAAAUCUUUGACAGUUCCAUUGAGCUGAGCUUGAAUCAGGCGUUCCUGAUGUGGCUGAAUCUGGUUGUGUGCACGUCUGGUGUUCAGUGGAGUGAAAUCAGAAGGUGUCAGGAUUCGCAACUCCUAAAACAGCUUGGUUUUAUCAAAAUCAGGACCUCUUUGAACCUUCCUUUUCUCCACAAUGCAGAUAAUAAUACGAUCUAUCUCACAAAGUAGUGAGGAUGAAACAAGGCAAUGAAUGUAAAGAGUUUAGACAGGGCUAGCAUCUGGCACAUAGAGCUCAGUAAGUGUUGCCAGCAAUUAUUAUGAUUGUUUAUUACCGAUUAUUAUCUCAACACAUACCUGCCCCAUCUUUGUUGAAUUCUGUCAUAUAGGCAUGGCCGGUGAUCCUAUAAUUGCCACAUUCCUCUCCUCUUCCCAGCCCCUACCUCUACUCUCCUCAGGCUCCUCGUUUUUCUCCAGAUUCCACCAGGGGACCCAGGAACAGACAUUUACAGUGCAGAAAUAAUCACAGUAGCUGCCAUUCAUCAAGCUAUCUCCAUAGGCAGAGCUGGACCAAGGUCUUUUGUACAUUAUCUCAAUUAUGAGAACAAUCCUAAUAUAUUUGUUUCCUAUCUCCACUGUAGAGGUGAGAAAAUUGAGGCUCAAAAGGGUAGGUGACCACUACAGGGUCACUCAGUCAGCAAGAGGCAGAGCUGGGAUUCAGACUCACAUCCAUCUGACCCACAGGUUCCCUAAAAUGAAACAAAAUUAAAGCAUCCAUUUAGUGCCCCCCCGCCACAAAGCACCAUUGACUAUGAAAUGGUCAUAGUCAAUAUAACAUAUAACACAUAACACAUAAGUGUUAUAUAAGGAAAGGACACCCUAUUCAACAAAUGGUGCUGGGAUAAUUGGCAUAUAACACAUAAGUAAGUUAGGAGGGCAUAGUGAGUGAUCAGUGCAAGGAGAGCUUGAGAGUCUCAAAGAGCCUCCUGGAGUCAACCCAGAAUCCAAAAAUGUCCUCUAAUUUCAAAGGAGCCUUUGCCCCCCACAGGCCAGUGGCAGCACAAAGAGAUGGUAUUACUUUGACGGUGGCCAUGUGGUUGUGAGGAAGCCCCCGACCCCUUUCCGGCCUCUUUGUCUUCUUUAGGGCUCCAUCUGUGGCCCUGCUCACACAGCCCUGCUGGUCUUGACUCUGAGGUGAAGGAGUAAACAUCUUGGGGCUCUUUAUUAGUUUAUUUCAGAAGAUGGAGCCUGUUUGCCCCUGGGGCCCAUCCCUCUUUUAUGGCCUCCAGGCUUUCUUGACAAAUUCUAGUGACUGGAGAGAAAACCGCUUUCUACAGCAGAUCAUUAAAACACCACCAUAAACCCAGGGCCAUAAAAUAUUAUUUGCUGGGCAUAAAAGGGGGGUAGAUUUUCCCAGAAUGACAACCCAGGCCCUGCUUUCCCCUGCUGGGAAAGGCGGCACAGGGAUGCAGUCGUUCAUAAAUUCCUUAUCUUGCACUCUGCUUUGUGAAUAAUCCGGUUGGGAGAGCAGCCAAAAAUAUUGAUUUAUUUGUUCCACAGAUUCAGAAGCAUUUUUAAUGAGCAGAGUGUGGUGAUGCCUUGCCAGUAUAUCUUCGGAUGACUCAAUCUGAGGCACACACCCAAAUGCACACACGGUUUGCAAGGGGAAACAUGAAGUUCCACAAACUGGAGGUCUGUCGAACAUGAACCCUCACAGAUGGAGAGGCAUUGGUUUCUCUCCUUCCAACUGUCUGCUCAUUUCCCAGCCAAACCAAUCAACACCAUCAUGGGACUGGUGCUUACAACUGAGCCUGGCUUUCUAAGGCAGUCCCCACCCCUACCCACUAUUGAAGGGUCAAAAGGGAUUUCAAGUUGGUUCUCCUUAACACCGUCCUCUGAAAUAAUUCUUUCAUCCAUUCGCCCAUUCGUGUGGUUGUUACUUCUAAGCACCUACUAAGUGCCAGGCAUUGUUCUGAGGACUGGGGUUCCAGCCAUGAAAACCGCAGAUGAGGUCCUGCUGACAUGAAGCUUAUUGCUCCUGGGGCAUAAUCUCAGCACACUAAUUAUUAAUAUUAUCAGAUAAAACAACUCUUUAUCUGAAGUCCUUGGGACUAGACGGUUUUGUUGGAAAUUUUGGGAAAAUAAAAUGGGGCAUAUUGCUAUUAAUUUGCAAGCAGCCCAGUGAGGUCUGGGGAAAUACCCAGUAACCAAAUGCAUUUGUAUUCAUUCAGUGAAGAGUAUUCCUAGCAAGUGGAAUAAAUCAAGAUUAUGUCUUGUCAUGUGAGGUCCAGUUUUACCACCACAGGAGUUUGAAAACCUCUGUUUUCAGAGCUGCUUUUUUUCUAGAAGAGCAGGCAUUGAGUGCCAGGUAAGGGCCUGACCCAUGCUAAGAGCAUUCCUAGAUAUCGUGUUUCAUUCUCAGUACUGCCCUGAUUUUCAAGCUCAUCUCAUUUCAUUCUCAAUGCAUUUCUGCAAGGUAGAUCAUGAAAUUUCUGCUUGCUGCUGUUGUUGCUGUUGUUGUGUGUAAGAGGGUUCUGAAGUGCUGGCUGAGAGGCUAGACAAGGUGUGACAGCUGGAAAGUGGCAGGGCAGGGACUGGAACUCCAGAUUCCACAGCUGGCACUCUUAACCACUAACCAACACCGACUUCCACUAGAGGAAAGACUGCAGAACAGGAAAUAGCACUGUUUGGGCUGUGUCUAUACAAGCAAAGGCAAUUGGAGAGAAGCAGGUGAUUAUCCAGAUAACUCAGAAAAUAGCCAUUAAAAAAUAAAGGUUUGUGGUUGGGUAGCCAGUAUUUCUAGACUGGCUGUAUGUGUGGAGGAAAUGCCCAGGUUAACGGCCCUUUUCUUCAUAGAAUAGGAUCCUCUACACGAACUGCCUUGGACUCUGGGACACUGGGAUGCUAGUUUCUCCAUUCUUCGGGAGCGCCCUUUGGCAGCCCCUUUCAUAGUCAGCUCAUAUCCUGCCACUUCUUGGAGCUGCUGCACGUAAGAAGUCCAUUGGAAUAUUAAGCCCAGGAGUUGCUUUGGGGAUGGCUGGAAGUGCAAUGUCUUCCAAGUUCUUCCUAGUGGCUUUGGCCAUAUUUUUCUCCUUCGCCCAGGUUGUAAUUGAAGCCAAUUCUUGGUGGUCGCUAGGUAUGAAUAACCCUGUUCAGAUGUCAGAAGUAUAUAUUAUAGGAGCACAGCCUCUCUGCAGCCAACUGGCAGGACUUUCUCAAGGACAGAAGAAACUGUGCCACUUGUAUCAGGACCACAUGCAGUACAUCGGAGAAGGCGCGAAGACAGGCAUCAAAGAAUGCCAGUAUCAAUUCCGACAUCGAAGGUGGAACUGCAGCACUGUGGAUAACACCUCUGUUUUUGGCAGGGUGAUGCAGAUAGGCAGCCGCGAGACGGCCUUCACAUACGCGGUGAGCGCAGCAGGGGUGGUGAACGCCAUGAGCCGGGCGUGCCGCGAGGGCGAGCUGUCCACCUGCGGCUGCAGCCGCGCCGCGCGCCCCAAGGACCUGCCGCGGGACUGGCUCUGGGGCGGCUGCGGCGACAACAUCGACUAUGGCUACCGCUUUGCCAAGGAGUUCGUGGACGCCCGCGAGCGGGAGCGCAUCCACGCCAAGGGCUCCUACGAGAGUGCUCGCAUCCUCAUGAACCUGCACAACAACGAGGCCGGCCGCAGGACGGUGUACAACCUGGCUGAUGUGGCCUGCAAGUGCCAUGGGGUGUCCGGCUCAUGUAGCCUGAAGACAUGCUGGCUGCAGCUGGCAGACUUCCGCAAGGUGGGUGAUGCCCUGAAGGAGAAGUACGACAGCGCGGCGGCCAUGCGGCUCAACAGCCGGGGCAAGUUGGUACAGGUCAACAGCCGCUUCAACUCGCCCACCACACAAGACCUGGUCUACAUCGACCCCAGCCCUGACUACUGCGUGCGCAAUGAGAGCACCGGCUCGCUGGGCACGCAGGGCCGCCUGUGCAACAAGACGUCGGAGGGCAUGGAUGGCUGCGAGCUCAUGUGCUGCGGCCGUGGCUACGACCAGUUCAAGACCGUGCAGACGGAGCGCUGCCACUGCAAGUUCCACUGGUGCUGCUACGUCAAGUGCAAGAAGUGCACGGAGAUCGUGGACCAGUUUGUGUGCAAGUAGUGGGUGCCACCCAGCACUCAGCCCCGCUCCCAGGACCCGCUUAUUUAUAGAAAGUACAGUGAUUCUGGUUUUUGGUUUUUAGAAAUAUUUUUUAUUUUUCCCCAAGAAUUGCAACCGGAACCAUUUUUUUUCCUGUUACCAUCUAAGAACUCUGUGGUUUAUUAUUAAUAUUAUAAUUAUUAUUUGGCAAUAAUGGGGGUGGGAACCAAGAAAAAUAUUUAUUUUGUGGAUCUUUGAAAAGGUAAUACAAGACUUCUUUUGAUAGUAUAGAAUGAAGGGGAAAUAACACAUACCCUAACUUAGCUGUGUGGACAUGGUACACAUCCAGAAGGUAAAGAAAUACAUUUUCUUUUUCUCAAAUAUGCCAUCAUAUGGGAUGGGUAGGUUCCAGUUGAAAGAGGGUGGUAGAAAUCUAUUCACAAUUCAGCUUCUAUGACCAAAAUGAGUUGUAAAUUCUCUGGUGCAAGAUAAAAGGUCUUGGGAAAACAAAACAAAACAAAACAAACCUCCCUUCCCCAGCAGGGCUGCUAGCUUGCUUUCUGCAUUUUCAAAAUGAUAAUUUACAAUGGAAGGACAAGAAUGUCAUAUUCUCAAGGAAAAAAGGUAUAUCACAUGUCUCAUUCUCCUCAAAUAUUCCAUUUGCAGACAGACCGUCAUAUUCUAAUAGCUCAUGAAAUUUGGGCAGCAGGGAGGAAAGUCCCCAGAAAUUAAAAAAUUUAAAACUCUUAUGUCAAGAUGUUGAUUUGAAGCUGUUAUAAGAAUUAGGAUUCCAGAUUGUAAAAAGAUCCCCAAAUGAUUCUGGACACUAGAUUUUUUUGUUUGGGGAGGUUGGCUUGAACAUAAAUGAAAAUAUCCUGUUAUUUUCUUAGGGAUACUUGGUUAGUAAAUUAUAAUAGUAAAAAUAAUACAUGAAUCCCAUUCACAGGUUCUCAGCCCAAGCAACAAGGUAAUUGCGUGCCAUUCAGCACUGCACCAGAGCAGACAACCUAUUUGAGGAAAAACAGUGAAAUCCACCUUCCUCUUCACACUGAGCCCUCUCUGAUUCCUCCGUGUUGUGAUGUGAUGCUGGCCACGUUUCCAAACGGCAGCUCCACUGGGUCCCCUUUGGUUGUAGGACAGGAAAUGAAACAUUAGGAGCUCUGCUUGGAAAACAGUUCACUACUUAGGGAUUUUUGUUUCCUAAAACUUUUAUUUUGAGGAGCAGUAGUUUUCUAUGUUUUAAUGACAGAACUUGGCUAAUGGAAUUCACAGAGGUGUUGCAGCGUAUCACUGUUAUGAUCCUGUGUUUAGAUUAUCCACUCAUGCUUCUCCUAUUGUACUGCAGGUGUACCUUAAAACUGUUCCCAGUGUACUUGAACAGUUGCAUUUAUAAGGGGGGAAAUGUGGUUUAAUGGUGCCUGAUAUCUCAAAGUCUUUUGUACAUAACAUAUAUAUAUAUAUACAUAUAUAUAAAUAUAAAUAUAAAUAUAUCUCAUUGCAGCCAGUGAUUUAGAUUUACAGUUUACUCUGGGGUUAUUUCUCUGUCUAGAGCAUUGUUGUCCUUCACUGCAGUCCAGUUGGGAUUAUUCCAAAAGUUUUUUGAGUCUUGAGCUUGGGCUGUGGCCCUGCUGUGAUCAUACCUUGAGCACGACGAAGCAACCUUGUUUCUGAGGAAGCUUGAGUUCUGACUCACUGAAAUGCGUGUUGGGUUGAAGAUAUCUUUUUUCUUUUCUGCCUCACCCCUUUGUCUCCAACCUCCAUUUCUGUUCACUUUGUGGAGAGGGCAUUACUUGUUCGUUAUAGACAUGGACGUUAAGAGAUAUUCAAAACUCAGAAGCAUCAGCAAUGUUUCUCUUUUCUUAGUUCAUUCUGCAGAAUGGAAACCCAUGCCUAUUAGAAAUGACAGUACUUAUUAAUUGAGUCCCUAAGGAAUAUUCAGCCCACUACAUAGAUAGCUUUUUUUUUUUUUUUUUUAAUAAGGACACCUCUUUCCAAACAGUGCCAUCAAAUAUGUUCUUAUCUCAGACUUACGUUGUUUUAAAAGUUUGGAAAGAUACACAUCUUUCAUACCCCCCUUAGGCAGGUUGGCUUUCAUAUCACCUCAGCCAACUGUGGCUCUUAAUUUAUUGCAUAAUGAUAUUCACAUCCCCUCAGUUGCAGUGAAUUGUGAGCAAAAGAUCUUGAAAGCAAAAAGCACUAAUUAGUUUAAAAUGUCACUUUUUUGGUUUUUAUUAUACAAAAACCAUGAAGUACUUUUUUUAUUUGCUAAAUCAGAUUGUUCCUUUUUAGUGACUCAUGUUUAUGAAGAGAGUUGAGUUUAACAAUCCUAGCUUUUAAAAGAAACUAUUUAAUGUAAAAUAUUCUACAUGUCAUUCAGAUAUUAUGUAUAUCUUCUAGCCUUUAUUCUGUACUUUUAAUGUACAUAUUUCUGUCUUGCGUGAUUUGUAUAUUUCACUGGUUUAAAAAACAAACAUCGAAAGGCUUAUGCCAAAUGGAAGAUAGAAUAUAAAAUAAAACGUUACUUGUAUAUUGGUAAGUGGUUUCAAUUGUCCUUCAGAUAAUUCAUGUGGAGAUUUUUGGAGAAACCAUGACGGAUAGUUUAGGAUGACUACAUGUCAAAGUAAUAAAAGAGUGGUGAAUUUUACCAAAACCAAGCUAUUUGGAAGCUUCAAAAGGUUUCUAUAUGUAAUGGAACAAAAGGGGAAUUCUCUUUUCCUAUAUAUGUUCCUUACAAAAAAAAAAAAAAAAGAAAUCAAGCAGAUGGCUUAAAGCUGGUUAUAGGAUUGCUCACAUUCUUUUAGCAUUAUGCAUGUAACUUAAUUGUUUUAGAGCGUGUUGCUGUUGUAACAUCCCAGAGAAGAAUGAAAAGGCACAUGCUUUUAUCCGUGACCAGAUUUUUAGUCCAAAAAAAUGUAUUUUUUUGUGUGUUUACCACUGCAACUAUUGCACCUCUCUAUUUGAAUUUACUGUGGACCAUGUGUGGUGUCUCUAUGCCCUUUGAAAGCAGUUUUUAUAAAAAGAAAGCCCGGGUCUGCAGAGAAUGAAAACUGGUUGGAAACUAAAGGUUCAUUGUGUUAAGUGCAAUUAAUACAAGUUAUUGUGCUUUUCAAAAAUGUACACGGAAAUCUGGACAGUGCUCCACAGAUUGAUACAUUAGCCUUUGCUUUUUCUCUUUCCGGAUAACCUUGUAACAUAUUGAAACCUUUUAAGGAUGCCAAGAAUGCAUUAUUCCACAAAAAAACAGCAGACCAACAUAUAGAGUGUUUAAAAUAGCAUUUCUGGGCAAAUUCAAACUCUUGUGGUUCUAGGACUCACAUCUGUUUCAGUUUUUCCUCAGUUGUAUAUUGACCAGUGUUCUUUAUUGCAAAAACAUAUACCCGAUUUAGCAGUGUCAGCGUAUUUUUUCUUCUCAUCCUGGAGCGUAUUCAAGAUCUUCCCAAUACAAGAAAAUUAAUAAAAAAUUUAUAUAUAGGCAGCAGCAAAAGAGCCAUGUUCAAAAUAGUCAUUAUGGGCUCAAAUAGAAAGAAGACUUUUAAGUUUUAAUCCAGUUUAUCUGUUGAGUUCUGUGAGCUACUGACCUCCUGAGACUGGCACUGUGUAAGUUUUAGUUGCCUACCCUAGCUCUUUUCUCGUACAAUUUUGCCAAUACCAAGUUUCAAUUUGUUUUUACAAAACAUUAUUCAAGCCACUAGAAUUAUCAAAUAUGACGCUAUAGCAGAGUAAAUACUCUGAAUAAGAGACCGGUACUAGCUAACUCCAAGAGAUCGUUAGCAGCAUCAGUCCACAAACACUUAGUGGCCCACAAUAUAUAGAGAGAUAGAAAAGGUAGUUAUAACUUGAAGCAUGUAUUUAAUGCAAAUAGGCACGAAGGCACAGGUCUAAAAUACUACAUUGUCACUGUAAGCUAUACUUUUAAAAUAUUUAUUUUUUUUAAAGUAUUUUCUAGUCUUUUCUCUCUCUGUGGAAUGGUGAAAGAGAGAUGCCGUGUUUUGAAAGUAAGAUGAUGAAAUGAAUUUUUAAUUCAAGAAACAUUCAGAAACAUAGGAAUUAAAACUUAGAGAAAUGAUCUAAUUUCCCUGUUCACACAAACUUUACACUUUAAUCUGAUGAUUGGAUAUUUUAUUUUAGUGAAACAUCAUCUUGUUAGCUAACUUUAAAAAAUGGAUGUAGAAUGAUUAAAGGUUGGUAUGAUUUUUUUUUAAUGUAUCAGUUUGAACCUAGAAUAUUGAAUUAAAAUGCUGUCUCAGUAUUUUAAAAGCAAAAAAGGAAUGGAGGAAAAUUGCAUCUUAGACCAUUUUUAUAUGCAGUGUACAAUUUGCUGGGCUAGAAAUGAGAUAAAGAUUAUUUAUUUUUGUUCAUAUCUUGUACUUUUCUAUUAAAAUCAUUUUAUGAAAUCCA